This is a messenger RNA of Diabrotica balteata, 813 nucleotides long. The record is from the annotation of a GenBank genome assembly. NCBI's taxonomy places the organism in Eukaryota, Metazoa, Arthropoda, Insecta, Coleoptera, Chrysomelidae.
AUGUUUAGGGGAAAUAAAGUAGCAAUAAAAAAAAUUGUCAAAAAGAAGGUUGACGUUAAUAAAAAGCUUCUUUUAGAAAUCAAACAGGGCAUGAGUUAUUUACAUCAAUCGGAAGUAGCAGUUCACGAAAUGCUUUGGGUUGCCCCAGAACUUAUUCCAUUGGAUACGAAUCCCGUUUUACUGCCAACACAGAAAGGAGACGUUUACAGCUUUGGAAUAAUCCUUGAGGAAAUUAUACUUAGAGCUGGACCAUUUCAGUCUGCUCGUGAAGAAUUAGGUGUAAAUGCCCAUGAGAAUCCACCGUUUAGACCCCUAGUGCAUAACGACGAAUGUCCUGAAAAGCUUUCGGAACUUAUGGUAUCAUCGUGGUGCGAAAAUCCUGAUAAUAGACCAACGUUUCAACAAAUUCGACUACUUCUACGAAAUUUAAUGAAGCAGUUUGGUGAAAAUAUUAUAGACGAUCUUCUCAGAAGAAUGGAGCAAUACGCUAAUAAUCUCGAAGUAGUGGAUUUGCUAAACGAACUAUACAGUACUUUUGACAGAAUAAUUAAAUCCUACGAUGUUUAUAAGUUCAGUUCAUUUAUUACAGCAUUGAAAAUACACGUUAGUAAAGCGACUCAAGAAAUCCUGGAGACAUUUGGUACAUUUGUGCUGGAUCGAAGAGGCGAAGUAGAAUUAAAAGGAAAGGGUUGGGUGACUACCUACUGGCUGACUAGGAGUACAGAACCAUCGCCAGAAUUACCAAGUCACCGGCAUUCUUCACCUGUUAAUGAACAAGAAGCUACUCCAUAUCCCUUGGUGUUUAUGGGUUAA